Molecule: messenger RNA, 1578 nt
Organism: Fraxinus pennsylvanica
Lineage: Eukaryota; Viridiplantae; Streptophyta; Magnoliopsida; Lamiales; Oleaceae
Source: the annotation of a GenBank genome assembly
AUGGAAGAAUUGCGGAUAUCUCCGGCCGAGCCGCGAGGGAGUCCGGGGCAGGAACAACAGGCUGCCGGAGUUGGUAUUCUUCUCCAGAUCAUGAUGCUGGUUCUCUCCUUUAUCCUCGGACACGUCCUUCGCCGUCACCGGUUCUAUUACCUCCCCGAAGCAAGUGCUUCUCUUUUGAUCGGUUUGAUUGUUGGUGGGCUGGCUAAUAUCUCCAAAACAGAAACUAGUAUUAGGGCAUGGUUUAACUUCCACGAGGAAUUUUUCUUGUUGUUUUUGUUGCCACCGAUCAUAUUAUAUCCUUGCUCAGGAUUCAGUCUACAACCUAAACCAUUCUUUUCAAACUUUGGCGCCAUUAUCACUUUUGCAAUUCUGGGAACUCUUAUUGCUUCUGUUGUCACUGGUAUUUUGGUUUACCUUGGUGGCGUGAUGUUUCUCAUGUACAAACUUCCAUUUGUUGAAUGUCUGAUGUUUGGUGCUCUCAUAUCAGCUACUGAUCCUGUCACUGUUUUGUCUAUAUUUCAGGAGCUUGGUACAGAUGUGAAUCUUUAUGCUUUGGUAUUCGGGGAAUCUGUUUUAAAUGAUGCUAUGGCAAUUUCCUUGUAUAGGACAAUGUCAUUGGUGAGGAGCAAUAUGUCCUCUGGACAAAAUUUUUUCCUGAUCAUUCUCAGAUUUCUUGAGACCUUCGUUGGCUCAAUGUCAGCAGGGGUUGGAGUUGGAUUUACAUCUGCUUUGCUUUUCAAGUAUGCUGGCUUGGACAUUGACAAUCUUCAGAACUUGGAAUGCUGUCUGUUUGUCCUUUUUCCAUAUUUCUCGUAUAUGCUAGCAGAAGGGCUUGGUCUCUCCGGUAUCGUAUCCAUAUUGUUCACUGGAAUAGUCAUGAAGCACUAUUCAUAUUCAAAUUUGUCUGACAAUUCUCAAAAAUUUGUAUCUGCAUUUUUCCAUCUGAUAUCUUCAUUGGCUGAGACAUUUGUAUUUAUAUACAUGGGAUUUGAUAUUGCCAUGGAACAGCAUAGCUGGUCCCAUGUUGGAUUUAUCUUUUUCUCAAUUUUGUUCAUUGGAAUUGCUAGAGCUGCAAAUGUGUUUUCUUGUGGCUACUUGGUGAAUAUGUUUAGGCCUGCGCAUCGUCAAAUACCACCGAAACAUCAGAAAGCACUUUGGUACAGUGGACUUCGAGGGGCUAUGGCUUUUGCUCUUGCGCUGCAAUCAGUUCAUGAUCUUCCAGAAGGGCAUGGUCAAACUAUUUUCACUGCCACCACAGCAAUAGUUGUUCUGACGGUCUUGCUGAUAGGAGGAUCAACAGGUACCAUGUUAGAAGCUUUACAAGUUGUCGGUGAUGGUCAUGACGACUCAUUGAGUGAUAGGUUCGAGGGGAACAAUGGCUAUGUAGCUCCUUCUUAUGAAGGAGAAGAAUCAUCAACUGGGAACAGAUUCAAGAUGAAACUUAAAGAAUUUCACAAAAGCACCACGUCAUUUACAGCACUAGAUAGGAACUACCUCACUCCGUUCUUUACAACUCAAAGUGGAGAUGACGAUGAGCAUGAUGAGCUUUUUCACGACCCCAGAAGAGGGAAUUUUUGA